This is a messenger RNA of Xyrichtys novacula (pearly razorfish), 4135 nucleotides long. The record is from the annotation of a GenBank genome assembly. NCBI's taxonomy places the organism in Eukaryota, Metazoa, Chordata, Actinopteri, Labriformes, Labridae.
AUGGACAUACUUUGUUACCUGCUGGUUGUAGUUGUGUUCAUCGUUCAGACGGCUGGAACUUCUGCUCAAUGUUUACGCGGGUGUAGCUGUGUAGAAGACCGCCAUGGAAGGUAAGACCUGAGUCCUUGUAGUCCUGGAUAGACCGAGUCAGGGGUAUUUUUAACUGCGUAACUGUGUCAGAGGAUGACGGUAGAAGAAUUAAAGACAUACGGUGAAGCCUUUAAGAAAACUGUUUGGCUAUAAGUAAUUAAAAGAUAAGGUUAAACUGGUAAUUUGAUCUAAGUUGAUAGAACCAAUAAUGGUUUAUCAAUGAUUGAAUGUCCACUUAAACUCUUCCGUCUGAUCACAGGUCGCUUGUUUGUAUGGAGGAGAGCGCGUUUGGGGCCAUUCCAGAGAACCUCCCGGGUGAUAUGAGCAAGAUCCGAAUAGAAAAAUCCCACUUCACUGAAAUACCCAGAGGAGCUUUCUCAAAAACACCCGCCUUAGAGAACCUGUGGUUGAACUUUAAUGACAUUACAGUGAUCAACUCAAAGGGCCUGGAAGGUUUGGGGAACUUAACCGAGCUGCGUCUACAGGGAAACAAGCUGCGUUCAGUACCAUGGACAGCGUUCGAGGACACACCGGCCCUCAAGAUCCUGGACCUGAAGCACAACCAGCUGGACGUCCUGCCGGAGCAUGCGUUAAAAUAUCUACCGGGUCUGACAUACUUAGACUUGUCUUUCAAUCAGCUCACGGUAAUAUCCAAGGAGGUGUUUCAAAACUGGCCCCUGUACCAAAAACUGCAGAGCAUGGAGGAGCGGGAGGUGAGCGUUUCCGGGCCGAACGUCGUCCUGGCGCUCCACGACAACGCGUGGCUCUGCGACUGCCGGUUGAAGGGCUUCGUGGAGUUCAUCAGGUCUCUAAGCCCCCCGAUUAUUCUGAUGAACUCUUACUUGACCUGCUCAGGGCCGGACUUUAGGGCAGGAAAGUUUUUCCACGAGGUCGAGCUGCAGGCGUGCGUCAAACCCAUCGUGUCCACGCAGUCUGCAAACAUCAGCCUGCCCCUUGGAGCCAACGUCACCCUGCGCUGCCUCGCCAAGGCCCGGCCGGACCCGGCGGUGUGGUGGACAUAUGGUCUGAAGAUAAUCAGAGGAUUUCAUGGUAAGAGUGUGAUUCCCAUAUCGACUAAUAUCUCGAUACUUAAACCCACCUUUGAUCUAUAACACUUUCCCAGGAUGAGGGUCAAUCUGCAUGUUGGCCCACAACACCAUCAGUGUUGAUUAAGAGUGUUGGAGGUUAGCGUAAACUGCAGAUUACAGUCAGCGCCCUUCUGGGGGCCUGUUGUAUUAUCUAGUAAACAUACUGUAUCCGUCAUGGCAUUGAACCUUACUACAGAUCAUGAUUGCAAGUAUCAAUCAGUCCAUCACAAACUAAAUCUGAUACUGCUGUCAAUAUCUGCUCUACUGCUGCAAGCUAUCAUCUCCGAUCACUGCUAAUACAAAAGCAAGUGUAGUGGAGUUAAACUUGAAUAAAAGGGCUUUAUCCUGACAACAUGGGCUUGAAAAUAGAGACAAAUACAGGCCUGUCAUUCAAAUAAAGAGAAACAACACAGCCUUUCCAUAAUAAAAAUGAGUAUUUAUCCCUCUUUGUGGGCUACAAAAGACAAACAAGACCAUCAUCAUCAACAUUUGCCUUGCCUUUAAAGUUGUUUUUAGUGUCUUAAACUGCUGCUUCUGGGGGCAUAGAUAGGUGUCUUUCACAGUUUGCUGCAGAAACAACAUUUUCUAUGUAUGUAUGUAUAUAUACAGUAUAUAUAUAUAUAUAUAUAUAUAUAUAUAUAUAUAUAUAUAUAUAUAUAUAUAUAUAUAUAUAUAUAUAUAUAUAUAUAAAUUCAACAAAGCCAUACUCAGCACUGCUUUGUGCUCAGGGAGGCCAAAACUGACAAAUGAUACAACUUAAACUAAACUCUUGAACUCUUAAAUAAGUAAAGGCUUACACAGGGAAGUAUUUAAGCAUCAUAUUAGAUUGAUUUUAUUACAGGUCGUCAAGACAACAUUAUAAAAUUCUAAACACCCUCAAGGGUCUAUUCAUCACCCAAGUUACUGGUGACUUAUGGAGGAAAAGCACUCUGCUGUCCUGUUCAUACUUUACAUUAUUCCAGUCCUUAACCUGGAUCAAAAAAGUCAAGCAAGCAAGACAGAUGGAUAAAUAAACAGAUAAAAUCCAAAUUAAAUUAUGCCUAUAUAAAAAGUUUCAUUAACUGUGCAAAAUAAGCAUUGAACAUGCAACAAGUUAAAAACAAUGCAAAAUCAGAUUUAAACUUGUGCCAGAUUAAAAUUAAACAAGUAUAAAAUUUAAGAGAGAUCUUUGCUAUAAAGCUUCACAACUUCAUAGAUGGAGUGCAAAUUUUUCCACAAUUAUUAAACAAUGUGCACAAACAUUAAGGUGUAAAUGUGAAAUAUUUAAAGACCAAAUAAAUUGAAAUAAUAUGUACAAUGGCAGUGCUUUAAGGCUGGAGUGGGUAUUGCAGUUGCACAUAAUUCCUUAAUUGAGAUGGUUUUACUUUCACAUAAGCUUUUGCUUUUUGAAAGUAUGUCUAAUCCACUGCACCUCUACAACUGUGUUUGUUGAAGGUAUGUCUUUUUUAUUUUACCGGCAUGUGAGGCUUAAUGCACAGACAUACUCUAAUUUGUGAAAUUGUUCGUUUUUUCAACUUUGUAAUUAGAGGAAUAAUUCACAAGAGAACAUGGGAAUGGAGUUCUUUUCUCUAAGCUAAAAUAGAAAAUGAAACUGUACAUCUGUGUUUUCUCAGAGUCUCUGGAGAGAGUGGAUGAGGACACCAUCAGAUCUCUGUUAGUGAUCCCCUCCCUGCAUGCAGCAGACCGGGGCGUCUACACCUGCACUGCUGUCAACUUCAUUGGAAACUCCUCUGUCAGCGUCCAGCUGGACGUGCGCUCUCCUGAUGGCUCCCAGUCCUCCCUCCUCCCUGGUGUACCUGCUCCACCUGCUGCUGGGGAUGAAAAUGUCUACAUUGACAUCCGCAUCGCCAAGCAGACGGUGCGCGGUAUCUCCAUUGAGUGGUUUGCCGCUCUGGACCACCCGGCUGAGACCUGGUUCACCAUCCACUUUGGCCGUGCGGAUGAUGAUAAGAAAGAAAUGAUCUACAUCGGUCCAGGGAUCCACACUUACUCAGUCUCUGAUCUGAUGCCUGCUACCAAAUAUGAAAUCUGUGUCACCCUCAAGAACCAGGCGCUACGACCCGGCCAGUGCAUUGUGUUUGUAACAGGAAGUGACAUCACAGAAAUGGAGCAGAGGGAGAAGCUGAUUCACAUAGUGGUGAUAGUUUUGGCCAUGGUGCUGGCUGUACCUAUCGGUAUGUACGCCUGCACCACGGACACUAAGUUUGCCUGCCUGGAGGUGAUCAUGCAGACCUGGAAGAACAGGCGGAGAGAGAGCAGCCCGCCGGGGAUGGAGCGGGAGAGACAGGGCACCUUUGACAGCCUGCAGGCAGCCAGCGACGAGGGCCUGGUUAAUAAAGAUUCCUCUGAGGACAGGAAGGUGAGAAGGAGAUCAGAUGACAGACCGUAUAAAGGCAAGGCUGAUCCCAGCAGAAUCACAGCAGAACUGUAUUAAUGUGCUUUAAAUCAAGAAAGGAAAUCCUCAAACUGAUCUCAUAACAAAAGCAUUUUCCUUCUCUGUCUCACUUAAUGGAAAUCAAAGUAGAUCCAUCCAGUCAUAUCUGCUGUGUUUAUAUAACAUCAAUAUUCACAGAACAAUGACAUCAUUUCCUGCCUUGGUUUUAAUCUUAUCUCUUCCUCUGUUCUAGGCCGAGGAGUUUGUUGCAAAGAUGUGAAUGAUGACCGUUAUGUCAAGAUUGUAAUUCAAGGAUUUGCACCACUGUAGAGAAUGUGCUGCAGUCUGUUUCUGUACCAAGUAUGACAUUUGUUUUUAAUCAUCCAGGCCUCAUAUACAAGUGACUGCUGUGUAUGAAGCUUUUCCAGUCUUUGAAAUCAAGGAAUUCUCUCAAUUACAUCUUAAAAGUUCAUUUUUUAAAGUAUUUUAUAAAGCGUAUAGUUAACAUGUAUGUUGACAUGUGCUAGCACUUAAACACUCUUUUAUAAACUUUAAUAUUUAUUUAUUUACCCGAUCAUUCAUU